AUGGCACAACCACAGCAGCCACCAUCCCAGACGUCGCAGGCACAGACGUCGCAUCCAAUGCUCAUCAAUCUCCCGGGGCCACCGUCCAAUCCUGACACCCCGUCGGAGAUGCCCGGCACUCCAACGAGCACCACGACUUCUCUCUCGGGCCUGUCCACCACAGCUAUUAAGGACGGUCAUCGUGGCGCUUUGCACCGUGGAGGGCAUCAGCACAGCUCCUCCACAAACACUCUUGAAGCCGAACGCGCCGACCGAAUCAGCCGCCUUGCGGGCCUGUCCACCGUCUCAACACUCCGUGGUCUGCCUCCGGGGCCCGCCCAGCACAAUGCCAACCCCCAUCAAACAACCCUAGCAUCGACUGGUCUUCCACCCAAUACCACAGCCGCUGCCGUAGCCGGCGGGCUCACCCCAGCCUACUUCGACGCUGCCGGGCAGCCAGUGGCGGCCACCAAGGUGAGCACCGUCGGCUCGGCAAGCGAAACCGAAAGCCUCGGCGGGAACACAUCGACCACAACAGAGGGCGGCGGUGACGGCUCCACGCUCGGCGAGGAUCGCGACGAGGACAUGCUCGCCGAGCUGGAUUCGGCCAGCGCGAGCGGCUACAUGGGAGCCUCAGACGCCAUGGACGAAGACCUGGACAACCUCGCGUCGCGAAGCGUUGGCGGGUUCGAGGACCGCAUGUCGGACGACGGCAGCGCCAGCCUGGUCGGCUUCGGCGAGGGCGCCGGCAGCACGCUCUCGGGCCCCAUCUACCACCGCCGGCCCCUUCCCUCGCAACAAGGUAGCGCUGCUGCUGGAACCGGAGGGGCAGCGGCGACGCUUUGGGGCCUGGAGCGGAGCAGCUCGGGGCUCAGUGGCGAGGGCGCAACCUCUUCCCCGAACCCGCCCCACAGCGGCGCAACCGGGCGGCGAGACUUUGCGACACAUGCCGCGGAGCGUGAGGCGGGCGCCGAGACCCCCGUCAGUCAGUCGGCGGUGUGCGAGAGGCGGGAGGCGCGCAUGGUGGACGGCGUAGCGUUCGAGACUGGUGGGUUACCGACAGCAGAAGCAGGAGCACCCGAGGGCCGCAUCUUCGUCGACACAACGACGCGCGGCCCCGUGCCCGUC
This is a messenger RNA of Parathielavia appendiculata, 1107 nucleotides long. RefSeq lists its product as uncharacterized. Lineage: Eukaryota; Fungi; Ascomycota; Sordariomycetes; Sordariales; Chaetomiaceae. The transcript has 2 exons. The record is from RefSeq and is a predicted model, not a curated record. The annotation marks the transcript as partial.